This is a messenger RNA of Scaptodrosophila lebanonensis, 3028 nucleotides long. RefSeq lists its product as uncharacterized. Gene Ontology annotation, molecular function: procollagen-proline 4-dioxygenase activity; protein binding; iron ion binding. Gene Ontology annotation, cellular component: endoplasmic reticulum. The record is from RefSeq and is a predicted model, not a curated record. Gene Ontology annotation, biological process: peptidyl-proline hydroxylation to 4-hydroxy-L-proline. Bases 56 to 2956 code for a protein of 966 amino acids. The transcript has 13 exons. Lineage: Eukaryota; Metazoa; Arthropoda; Insecta; Diptera; Drosophilidae.
GCUUUUUAGUUUAUUUCUUUGUAUUAUUGGAGCUAUCGAAGAGGACGACCCAUGGAUGGAGAUACCCUUUCUCGAAGAUUUUGAUGAACGGUACAGCUCAUCUGUCGUAGGACUUUUAAAGCUAUUGGAAAUUGAAAGAGCGUAUAUGCAAGCUAUAGAUAGAUAUGCCAGUGUCUUACAGCAAAAAGUAUACGUGCUACAAUCAUAUAUUUGGUCAUUAGGGGUCAGAAAGCAUGAAGACUUUCGUGAACGUGAGCGAUUUGUGUCCAAUCCCCUGAACGCUUUUGCGCUCAUCAGACGUCUACACCAGGAUUGGCCCGCAUGGCAAAAAUAUAUCAACUUUACAUUUGGAAAAGCUGAAAUGCAAGUAAUGGAGAAUCUGCUGAGCAAAGCACCCACUGCGUCUGAUAUGACCGAGGCACUAAUGGGUAUGCACCGAAUAGAAAAAACGUACGAUCUAGAACCUAACGAUAUAGCCAAUGGGCGUCUACAGGGGAAACAGUAUAAUAUUCAGCUUUCUAAACGCGAUUGUCUAACCCUGGCCGAUCAUAAACUAGAGAAAGGCGACUACAGUAGUGCCAUUAAGUGGUUUCGAAUUGCAAUGCAAGAGAAGUGCCAGCUGCAUGGACAGAGAUUUGAUGAGAUACUAGACCCAAAAAAGGAGCAAGUAGAAACACGUUACCUAAAAGCCAUAAUUAAAUAUACAUCUCUUUCAGACCUCAGCGCAAGUGAUAAUAGUUUUAAUGCCAGUCAACUAGACGAAGCUGUGGAGACAGUGUUGAACAACACAAGUACCGCCAAUUUGAAGAGCUUGGCACAGAAAGCCAGCGAAAUAGUCGAGUUAAAAUCCGAACCCUCAACAAAUGAUAUAGGCUGUCGUGGACUUUUUCCUCAGUACAACAAACUAAGCUGUCGGUACAACUUCACUACAACGCCGUUCCUUAGGCUAGCUCCGCUUAAAAUGGAAGAAAUUAGCAUCAAUCCUUAUAUUGUCAUGUAUCACAAUAUUGCCACCGACGAGGAGAUAGAAGAUCUGCAUCAAAAAGCAGUACCCAAGAUGAGCAACGGAUAUGCCGGCAUUGUCAAGAAAAAUCAAACGGAGCCUCGAGAAAUUGUUUCACGCGUUAGUUGGAUUGUAGACGAACUGUCAUCAAGAAGACGCAUAAACCAGCGAAUUGUGGACGCGACAGGCUUGGAUAUAGUUGGGGUCCAGGCAAUACAAGUAGCCAAUUAUGGUUUAGGUGGAUACUUUAAAGGACACUACGACUAUCUGUCAGAUGACCAGAUACAAGACAAAGAGAUUACGGAAAUGGGAGAUCGGUUAGCUAGCAUAGUUAUCUACACUGGAGACGUAGAACAAGGUGGAGCAACGAUGUUUCCAAUCAGUCGGGUCACCGUCUUUCCUCAAAAGGGCAAUGCUUUAUUUUGGUUCAACCUAAAUAACGAUGGCACUAGAGACCCGCGAUCGUUACAUUCCGUGUGCCCAGUUAUUGUGGGCAGCAGGUGGACGAUAACCAAAUGGCUUCACGAGAAAGCACAGGACACUCUUUUAGUGUCUGCUUACGAAAUGAAGGAGAAUGACACAAAGCCAAUUCUAUACAGCACAUCAGUGGUGAGUCUGAUGGAACUGGCACAAAUCGAGAAUGAGUACGUAGAUCAUUUAAGGGGUUAUGUAGACGAGCUACAAAGAAAGGUGGACUACAUAAAGCAAUAUAGUCAAAUAGGGAAGCAUCCAGAGCUUGAAACUGAACAGCAACGAACGCAAUUCGUCGCCAACCCAUUAAAUGCUUUCGGACUCGUACGCCGUGCACAUGAAGACUGGAGCAAGGUGCUGGAUUUCAUAAAAAUGGUGGAGAAUCCAGCCCAAUUUGAGGAAAUGGAUCGUCUGAUGGCAAAAGCACCAACUGAAGAGGAUAUGAAUGAAGCGUUAAGAGGGAUGGCUAAGAUACACGAAAUAUACGAUUUAGAACCUGCGGACAUUGCCAAGGGUUUGCUGGAUGGAAGACAAUAUAUGGCUCAGAUGCCUACGCCAGACCGCGUAUUGCUGGCCGACUAUUUAUACAACAAAACCGAUUACAGAAGAGCCGCUCAAUGGUACAAAACCGCAUUGCAAAAUGAAACAGCCGAAUCUCAGAGAGAAGAAAUACGUAAGAAAUAUAUUAUAUCCAGGCUUAAGGAUGGACGCUCCGAUGAAGUAGAGAAAUAUCUAGCUGAGCUCUCACAAAGUCAUGAAGAGUCGCUACCUACAAUACAUAAACCAACUUCAACUCAGCUAGGCUGCCGUGGCCUCUACCCGGCUCGGACCAAUUUAUCGUGUCACUAUAACUUCAAGACUACGCCCUUUCUACGAUUGGCACCAAUUAAAACGGAGAUUUUAAAUCUAGAACCACUCAUCGUGCUACAUCAUGACGUUCUUUACGAUCGCGAAGUAGCAUUCGCAAAGAAUGUAACAAUGCAUGAUAUGAUUGAUGGUAUAUCUGGCUCAAAUAAUAAUAUAAUUAUUUCGAAAUUUAAACAACUCGAUGUGACUGGCACCAUUAAAAUCGAUAGACGUAUUGCAGAUAUGACAGGAUUAAGCUUGACCGAUUCUUCCCCUAUACUAGUAUUUAAUUACGGACUUGGUGGGCACUUUCAUGAACAUUUUGACUAUGUAGAUGAAGACUGGGAUGCUGAUAUAGAUGAAUUCUUGGCAUCUUAUGGAAAUCGUUUUGCUACAGUUGUUUAUUUUGCCAGUAAUGUAACGCAAGGUGGCACUCUCGUCUUUCCAAGACUCCAAAUAGCUGUGCGACCAGAAAGAGGAGCUGCUUUAGUUUGGCACAAUUUAAAUAACGCUUGUGAGCCAGAACCUUUAACAGAGCACUCAGUCUGCCCAGUGAUUGUGGGCUCGAGAUGGGUACUUACCAAAUUUUUGUUUGAGAAAGUCCAAAUGUUUACGAAACCCUGCUAUAAAUUGUGAUGGAAUGGAUGUCGACAAUAAGAAACUUAUACUUAAAUUUUUGAAUUGGCAUAUUAAACUAACUAUACAUUA